Carassius auratus (goldfish) is the source of this 859-nucleotide messenger RNA. RefSeq names its product stonustoxin subunit alpha-like. The transcript is spliced from 3 exons. Gene Ontology annotation, molecular function: protein binding. The record is from RefSeq and is a predicted model, not a curated record. NCBI's taxonomy places the organism in Eukaryota, Metazoa, Chordata, Actinopteri, Cypriniformes, Cyprinidae. The coding region runs from base 11 to 715 and encodes 234 amino acids.
AGUGGAUCUGAUGAUAAAGCAUUGUGGACCAGAAGAAGCUGUGAAGAUCACGGUGGACAUCCUGAGGAAGAUGAACCAGAACUAUCUGGCUGAAGAGUUAGAGAAGACACACAAGCGAGUCACAUUCACCAACAUUGAUCUCUGGACCAGGAACGACUUCCUACAAUAUUCCCAUCAGCUCACUCUGGAUCUGAACACAGUGAAUGAAUACCUCCAUCUGUCUGAGAACAACAGAAUGAUUACAUUCACUGACACAGAUCAGUCGUAUCCUGGUCAUCCGGACAGAUUUGAUCCUGUGCCUCAGGUGUUGUGUAGAGAGAGUGUGUGUGGACGCUGUUACUGGGAGCUGGAGUGGAGAGGAGGUGUGUGUAUAUCAGUGUCAUAUAAGAGCAUCAGCAGGAAAGGAGCAGGUUAUGAGUGUGUGUUUGGAUGUAAUGAUCAGUCCUGGAGUUUGAUCUGCUUUCCUGACAGUUUCUCAUUCACACACAAUAACAUACAGACGGAUCUCUCAGUGAAGCCCAUCCGCAGCAGAACAGGAGUGUAUGAUGAUGUUGUCAGGAGAAUAGGAGUGUUUGUGGAUCACAGUGCAGGAACUCUGUCCUUCUACAGCGUCUCUGACACAAUGAGCCUCAUCCACACAGUCCAGACCACAUUCACUCAGACACUCUAUCCUGGAUUUAGGGUUCAUUAUUAUGGAUCAUCAGUGAAACUCUAGAUUGAUGAGAGAUUCUACCCAUGAUGCUUUGAACUGAAUGAUGAAUCAGUGACAGUGGGAUGUUAUAGAGUCUCUUCAUCACAUUAACUCUUACUGACAUAACGGUAAGAAUAAAUGUGUAAGAAAUCCUCAUAGAGAUCAGUG